Molecule: messenger RNA, 6157 nt
Organism: Girardinichthys multiradiatus
Lineage: Eukaryota; Metazoa; Chordata; Actinopteri; Cyprinodontiformes; Goodeidae
Product: nucleolar transcription factor 1-like
Exons: 21
Coding region: 1564-3747 (727 amino acids)
Source: RefSeq, a predicted model, not a curated record
GUUGAGUUUAACUGAUACUUUAUUAAAACUCUGUGAUGAAAAAUACAUUUUAAAAGAAACUUUUGUUAGAAAUAGAAACCGGAGAAUAAACAUGUUUAGCUAUAAUGGCUAUACCAAAUGUGAUAAAAGGUUUAAUGAACAGGGGGAGGUGGUUACAUUUUUAAUAGUCGCUACUUUCGGCACAGCUUGUCGCAUAUUUUCCUAAUAAUGGGAAUUCAUUUUUGUUUUCCUACAGCCAGUGAACCUAGCAAAAUUUAACAAGGCCCAGUGCCUAAAAGUCAUUUGUUUUCGCUGAAUCGGACUGACUGGAUUGGACGGCCAGGGGUUCCGCCCACAAACACACAAGGUGGAGUUGAAAAAAAAAAAAAAAACACUGGGCCAAAAUGAAGCUGUCAAACAGCCGCUUCCAAUUCAGUAAAAUAGGUUUGGAGCUGGUGGAAACCGCUUGAGCCAAACCGACUAAUUACAAGUUGAAUUAAAAUUGUGUUUUAUGAUUAUUAUUUUAUUUUAAAUAGUUAUAUUAAAGAACCAUAGUUGGAACUUUGCCUUUUGAUGGUCUGCUAAAAUACCCACGGUGCAAAUUUCGGCUCGGAAAUGUAACCAGGACGGCUUCGGGGAGCACAAAUAAUCGUGCCCGGUUGUAUUCAAAAAUCAACGUUGCGCCACCGCAAAACAUAGAGUUGAGUCGGCGUAGCGAAAUGGUUGGAUGGAGAGGGAAAAGCUGCUGCGCGUUGAGUGGAGGGAGACUGCGAGUGAGAUGGAGGCGGGGGGAAGGACCGUCUCUGCGGGGACUGGAGCCCAGCAUCGACGGCGCAGUGCUGGCUAUAGUUCAACCCUCCCCUUCUUCCUCCACAGCAACACUAAGGCUCGCAACGAGACGGGUAAGGCACCACAAAACUAGGUCGGUUUCAUAGCUAUUCUGCAAAGAAACGCGUAAAAAAGGCAGGAAAAAAAUACUAAAACUUUACAAAUAAAUAGGUUUUGAGUGAGUUGUCCUUUAAAACCUCCUCGCACGGUAGUCUCUUUGUAGCACCGAAACAGACCGACCGUUGUGGAAGGGUAAGACCGAGGUCGGCCAUACCCGAAUUACUUAUCCCGAACAGCGGGGAAGAACGUUGCUGCAAGACCCGAAGGUAUGUUUCACUUUUGCCGAAUUUUUUACCCGAGGACCACCUUAGACAAAAUACAUUAACCGAAACUGAGCCAUUUGUGAUGUAAUGUUGUUUGCGUGGGGGAAUGAGCGGUGGUUUCCGCGCCGAUACCUCCAUGCGGCUGUUGGCGGAACAACUAGCCGCCUCUCUCGGCCAGCCAUCAGGGAUCUCGGUUUAAUAUCUCACCGUACAGUGACUCGCCCUCCCUCUCCCCCUCACUCUCUCACCGACUGUAGCCCAGAACUACCAGCGACGACCGAGCUCGAAGAACCCGCCUUCUCGUCCUCGCUUAUGCGCUUUUCGGAUGUAGGGAAGGGAGUCUGCAACGCCCCGGCUUUAGCUCUGAGCUCCGUUGUCUGUGUUUGCAGUGCGCCAUUGGACCUUGUCACGAUUCAAGUCAGUAUAAUCACCAAUGAAUGGAGAAAUGGAGGCGGUGGCCCAGGACCAAGUGUGGGUACAGGAUGACCUCCUAAAAUUGCUAGAGGCCAUGAAAGUGGCUCUGCCUCAGAAGGAUCUGACAAAAUACAAGACCUCUGAGUCCCACCUUGACUGGCAGAAGGUAGCCUUCAACUCCUACACAGCAGAGAUGUGCAAGCAGAAAUGGCAGGAAAUCUCUAAAGAGAUUCGUAAAUUCAGAACUCUAACCGAGCUGAUAGUUGAUGCCCAGGACUACAUCAAGAACCCUUACAAAGGCAAGAAAUUAAAGAAACAUCCAGAUUUCCCCAAGAAGCCGUUGACACCGUAUUUCCGUUUCUUCAUGGAAAAGAGGGCCAAGUAUGCAAAGUUGCAUCCAGAAAUGAGCAACUUGGACCUUACUAAGAUCCUCUCCAAGAAGUACAGGGAGCUUCCUGAGAAAAAAAAGAAAAAGUAUGUUGAGGAUUUCUUGCGUGAUAAGGAAACAUUUGUGCAAAGUAUGAUGAAAUUCAGGGAAGAACAUCCAGACCUCAUGGAGAGCAUGACCAAGAAAGGUUCAAAUGUCCCAGAAAAGGCCAAGACGCCCCAACAGCUGUGGUACAACCAUGAAAAGAAGGCGUUCCUCAAGACACGCCCUGAUGCAACCACCAAAGACAUCAAGGACAGUCUUGGUAAACAGUGGACGCAACUGUCCGACAAAAAGAGGCUCAAAUGGAUUGGCAAGUCCCUGGAGCAGCAUAAACUGUACGAGGAAGUGAUGCGGGAAUACAUUCAACAGCACCCAGAGCUGAACAUGACUCAGGGAGACAUUGUAAAGUCCACCCUGACCAAGGCGGAGCGACACCUUAAAGACAAGUCCGACGGCCGGCCUGACAAACCCCCUCCAAACGGUUACUCAAUGUUCUGCGCCGAGCUGAUGUCGAGCAUGAAGGACGUUCCGAGCACAGAGCGUAUGGUGAUGUGCAGCCAAAGGUGGAAGCUCCUGAAGCAGAACGAAAAGGAUGCCUACCAGAAGCGCUGCGAACAGAGAAAGAAAGAGUAUGAAAUUGAGAUGAACCGAUUUCUCAGUACUUUGUCAGAGAAGGAGCAGCAGCGGGUUUUGGGGGAGGAUAAAAUUGGCUUUAAAAAGAACAGCGCAGCCAGCAGCCCUGCCUCUAAAAAGAAAAAUGCUAAAACAAAGGCAAGUACAGAGAAACCCAAGAGGCCCAUCUCUGCCAUGUUCAUAUUCGCUGAGGAGAAACGACCCAAGCUGCAGCAGGAGCGACCGGACCUCCCUGACAGUGAGCUUACAAGACUCCUGGCUCGCAUGUGGAACGAGCUGCCUGAUAAGAAGAAGGAGAAGUAUAAACGUCUGGAGACUCUUCUGAAAGCAGAGUCUGAGAAGAAGGAGAAGGAGGAUAGGAGUCGUCUGCCGGAUCCGCCCAAAACGGCUCAAGAAAUCUGGCAGCAGAGUGUUAUAGGGGACUACCUUGCCAGGUUUAAGAAUGAUCGACCAAAAGCACAUAAAGCAAUGGAAACAGCAUGGAGCACCAUGGAGAAAAAGGAGAAGAUUAUGUGGAUCAAAAAGGCUGCAGAAGACCAGAAACGAUAUGAAAGAGAUCUGUGUGAGAUGCGAUCUCCUGCUAAUGUAGUUACUACUGUGAAGAAGAUGAAGUUUGAAGGGGAACCCAAGAAGCCGCCGUCAAACGGAUACCAGAAGUUCUCCCAGGAGAUGCUGUCUAACGGGGAGCUGAAUCACCUCCCCAUGAAAGAGCGGAUGGCUGAGAUUGGCAGCCGGUGGCAGAGGCUGCCACUGAAGGACAAGGACCGCUACAAGAAGAUCGCUGAGGAGAAGCAGAGGCAGUACAAAGUCCUCCUGGAACAAUGGCUUGCUAGCUUGUCUUCACAAGAGCGAAAUACUUACAGAGAGUACAAUUCACAAAAAAGAAGAAAUCCAGCAAAACCUGGAGGUGCAAAGGCAAAGCUUAAAAAAUCUGACACGGAGGAGGAGGAGGAUGAAGACGACGAUGAUGAGGAUGAAGAAGAUGAGCAGGAGAAGGCUUCCUCUGGAGCAGACUCAUCCAGCGAGGAGGACGAUGAAGAUGAGGAUGAUGACGAGGUGGAUGACAAAGAAAACAAGUCAGAUGAUGACAGCAGCAGCGAGUCUAACUCUGCUGAAUCGUCUGAAUCGGAUUCGGACUGAAAAGGCCGAAGUCAUCCAGAGAUGAACUAAGCAGCGCUGAGCUGAGCCAAGAGUCCAGGGAGCUCUGCCACUGUGCCAACCCUGCUCUCCUCCCACUGGAGGGAGCUACCAUCCUCUACUUCGCUUCAUCCAUCCCACACCCAGUUUCUGUUGCUGCUGUGGUAAAAAGUACUCAAGAAGGCACCCUGGCCCUGAAAUCAGUCCAAUUCCCUCCUGGGUGUGACGGUCACCUCGCAGCUGACGUUGUACCAAAAACAGCAUCCCACUGGUUUGGUGAUGUCGUGAACAUUUCUUCUCUGAGUUCGGUUGUUUGAUUAUUUUUUUUUUUCACAGGCUCUAUAAUAAAGGUUAGAGGUAAACGUGUCAGGUUAUCAGUUUCCCUCCAGUGUUUUUGAUUUUUCUGAGGAGGAAGUGGUGAACAGGCUUCAGAGCCAAAGAACAUAGUUUGGUGGAUCACUUCAGGAAGAGGGGGGGCAGAGAGCAUGUGCAGGGCACUGAAAAAUUGCACUCUUUAGAAUGUCUUCUUUAAUUUUUUCUCUAUAGGGCAUUGUUGCUUUGUCUUGUAUUUUCAAUUGAUGUAGAUUUUCUGAUUUAAUUCUUACAAAGGUGGUAUUUUUUUUCAGGAGUAAAAAGCAGAGUCAAGCCAUUAUGUGUUUUUGUUGCUGGAAGUCUUUUCAGAUGUCUUCAUUUACCCCUUGUUCUCACUGAGCAUUCUCUUUCAGUAGAUUUAGCGCGUUUUCAUCAUUUCACAGUGAAUCAAAGUAGGUGUACAGCCGGGAUCCAGCUUAUUCAUACCCCUGGAAGAUUUACAAUUUGAAAGUAUGUUCAUACAGUCGUGAAGUUUGAUUUUGAUUGGAACUGACACAGGUAAUAAGGACAAUGUAGAACGGAUGCCAUAUUUGGGGGGGGGGGGUUUAUUUACAUUUGAACAAAAAAUGGGAUGUUGAAAAUGACUUGUAUCCUUUUUUAAUAACCAGUAGAAAAAUCAAUUAUUAUUGUUCGAACCCUUACAAUAAUUGCUGACCAGCUUCAAAUUAAAAGAUUAAUUAAAAUCUAAAUCUGACAGGUAUAAAUUGGUUUGGUGUAACCGUUGCUCCACUUACUAAAGAUACAAUAAUUGCUGUGAUGUUGAGUAAACCCACUUAGCUAUUGAAAUUUUAUUGCUGUUACAAUCAGUUUUUACCAAACUAAACAUCUGUAGUCAUUCUAACUAAAAGGAUAUGUGUUUUUCUUUUUUUUUUUUUAGGUUCUGACUAAUCUGCAGGCCUUUCUUACGCAGUUUGUACCCUUUGCUGUUUUGAAAUAUACAGUUACGUGUUAAAAUCUUAUCAGAAGGUUCAACAUACAUUUUUUCCUUGUGUAAAUAUUUGGUAACAUCACAGGAGCCAAAUCUAUCUCAGAAACAACCUUUCCUUUCGGUUAUCAGUCUUGAGACAAUUCUGGUUGUCACUGUUACUUCAGCAGUUUGUCUGGACCUCAAGGGGAGAAAUGGUGUUAACUGUGCAGCCAUAUUUGCAGUUGUCCACGCUGGGAGGGUUGCCUAAAUGCUUACAGGUUUUUGUGAGCCUUGGUAUUCUGCUGAGGACCUGAAUGCUUUCAACUUUUUUCAUCAUUAUUAUUUCAAGUAUUUUUAUUCUGUAACCGGUUUGGUUUUUGUCUAAUGCCACCCUCUCAAAAAGUGUGCACUUAAUGUAAAUCUGUCUCUCUGAGUUUGUGUGCACACAUGCACAUUACUGUGUAUAUAGGACGAUGUGUGCUUGUGUGUUUCUCUUUGCUUUAAUGUUUGCUGUUCUUGCUGUUUCCUUGCAAACCAAGAUGUGACUACAGCGUGCAUAUUCGUGCCUGUGUGGGGGCAUCAUACCAACACCAUGAAUGUACAUAUUGUUUAGUUUUCGGAUCCCAGCCCAUUUGAUGAAAUGAAAAAAGCUUCCAUCAUCUUUGUUCUGAUUGAAUACUCUGUUAUUAGUCUGUAUGUGAUGGGAUAUUCUGUCGCUCAGACCGAAACAAAAACCAACGUGGGAGGGAAAAGUGACUGACACAAAAGGGAGGAGCUGAGUUACCUGAAGACUUGGGGUGAAAAAAAAAAAAAGAAAUUUUUUCUGUAAAUAGUUUUUUUUUUUUGUAUUGAGUGCAUUUUUUGUUAGUACUUUAAUUUUACAAACUCUCAUCUGUGACUUCCAGGGCCAGUGAGUCUUCCACUCACAGGAGAAGAGUUUUUAGUUUCAGGUCACCUGUUUUACUUGUUUCUUCUCUUCCCCUGUGUUGGUUUCUAGAGAUCUGUAAGACAGCAAAGUUAACAAGUUUGUACUGCUGAUCAUUUGACAGGAUUUGAUGUUUUAUAUAGCGGAGGAUGUUCUUAUGUCCUUGUAGUUCAAGUAAUUUGGGCAAAUAAAAAAGUUUAUCCUUAAAA